GCUGAAAAGAAUGAGAAGAAAACUUUGAUACGCGUUCUCGAUCAUUUUAUUUUUUAUUGAAAACAUUCUACGAAUAUUAAAAAAUGAGAAAUAUGAAAUAGUAAUCGUAAUAAUUACUAAUUACUCUAAGUCGUUUCCGAAGUGCGAAGAGUGAUCAUCCGAAAGGAACUUUCGUGGCUGUAUCAUCCGAAGAAUUUCUGUGUUGACAACUCGGACUCGAACUGAUUUUGUGAUUUUGUAUUCUUUUUUUUUCUCGAAAAAUUUAACGCUAUUUAUUUGCUGUUAUUAUUCUUAAUCCUUUGACAAAAGACUGAUAAACUUAAUCUAAAAUCGUUCACGUUGUUGACUCUUUUAGUUGAAAAUCGUUUUAUAUUCCGUGUUUAUUCGUUUAAUUUACCUACAUUCUUUCAAGUUGUUGUAAUUGUAUAAUUGAUCGUCGUCGAAAUUAUUGAACUUGAUUCUCAGCUGAUAAGUAUUAGUCGUUUCGUAUUUCUUUGCUCGAUAAAAUUCUGAUCGUUUUAUAUAGUAAUCGAAUUCAUUAAUCCUUCAAAUUUCAACGUAAACUUUCAAGUUGGUAAUUUGAGUACCUCAAUACGUAAAGAAUAAGGUGUUAACGUACUACACACUAUGGAAUACAAAUUACGAGAACAAAAGGUAUGCUGAGUUAGUUCUGAGAAAUUUCAGCCAAAUGGAAUGAUUUGAGGAUGUGUUUUAGCUAAUUAUCGACUCUGGUUUUCGCAAUCGAAUCCCUGUUACUUUAACUCGACUCAAAAUGCAGCAACAUAGUAAUAUGUCACCGAAGGAGUUAUCCGAUAAUGAUGAUCUGGCCACUAGUUUAAUUCUCGAUCCUCUUUUAGGAUUCAAUACGCAUAAGAUGAAUAUCAGAUAUCGUCCCCUGAAAGCGAACCAAGAAGAACUGAAAAAUAUAAUCUUGGAAUUUAUCGAAUAUCAGGACUACGAAAGAACUUAUGCUCGAUUAGCUGAGGGAGAAUGGAUGCCAAAAACGAUGAGGUUUUUGAAAAGUAAACUACACCAGCAACGAUUAAAGGAACAUAUUUACAGAUAUUUGAGGGUUUUCGAUAAAAGUGCAGGGUUCGUGAUUGAUGCUUGUUAUCGGUACAGUAUGGAAGGUAGAAAAGGUGCUAAAGUCUUGGCUACGAAGAAUUGGAGCAAAAAUGACAAAAUAUCUUGUUUGGUUGGUUGUAUCGCCGAGUUGACUGAACAAGAAGAAAAACAAUUGCUGCAUCCGGGUAAAAAUGAUUUCUCUGUCAUGUACAGUUGUCGUAAAAAUUGUGCUCAAUUAUGGUUGGGACCUGCUGCAUUUAUUAAUCAUGACUGCGGAGCGAACUGCAAAUUUGUUCCAACUGGCCGAGACACUGCCUGCGUUAAAGUAUUGCGUGAUAUUGAAGCUGGCGAAGAAAUCACAUGUUUCUAUGGUCAGGAUUUUUUCGGCGAUAAUAAUUGUUAUUGCGAAUGUGAAACUUGUGAAAGGACUGGAUCCGGUGCAUUUGCUACGAAACAAAACACCCAAUCCGAAAGUGUUCGUUAUCCCCUUCGCAACGCUUACAAAAAAUUAAACAAAGUGAAGGAGAAUAUUCCACUUUUGCCUAUACUGGCUGUGACUAAAGAAAAACUAGAACUGAAACAAGACGAAUACCUUACCGCUAAUCAUAUCAGCGCUAAUCGUAAAAAAGGUCUUACGAAAUACGAUCAAGACCUUAUCGAAAAAUGUACUUUCACCGAAAGUCGCUGCCGACCAUUGGCUGGUAAACGUAAAAUCGACAUGGAGAGCGUGUACACGUCGGUAAAACGACCUAAAAAAACAGUUCACAUUAUCGCUCGUUCGAAACAAAACUCAAUUUCUAGCCGAAUGCGUAACGGCAAAUCGCGUCGUAAUAUAUCGCUGAAAAAGAUAACAUUCCAUCCCGAAACGGAUAAAAAUUUCAACAUCAAGCAUAAAGUUAUACUUCGCAGUAUGAGACAAAAAUCCAAACUAUUGAACCUCGGUAAACCCAAAGACGAACCGGCGCCGCCGGUCCAGUUCAAGCAACCUCCGGUGAAAAUAAAAGUGCGUAGAAAAAGUAGAUCCAAAUUAAAGCUAGAAUCUGUUAACGGCUCCAGUCAAACUGCUCCGAACAAUAAUAACGAUCAGACUGGCAAAUGUGAAGGCGGCACCGGUUGCGAUAAUAUACUGAAUUUUCAAAUCAACUAUAUUUGUAAAGACUUAGACGAUCUGAAUCCUCGCAACGUCGAUGAACCCCCUCCGAGAACGCUUCCUCCCCAUGCCGAUACUUGUGUUCAAAAGGCAACCAAGACUACUCCGAAAGUGCCAAAAAAUCAAACGCUUAGUGAUCCUUAUUCACUGCCAUACGAAGAAUCUUUAUCGCCCAAUGAUGGAAAAGACGUUUACGAAUUCGACGAAAACGAGGAUGAAACUAUUCAACCUUUGACUAGAAAAAGCGCUUCUUCCAAGAACGAUCCGGUGGUCGUUAACGAAACGCCGAAAAGUGAGCAGAAAAACGAGCCGGAAGAAAAACGCGAUUAUUCCGGUAAAUUGAAAUUAACGUUAAAGAUGAAGAAAAGCUCGGUUCUGGACGACGUUUUAGAAAAAGGUAACAAUAUGAAAAGCAUUAGAGAACCUCAGUACGAAGUUUUGCGUUUACAAGUCGAUGGUCCGGUUGAAUGAUGAAAGUUCUACAAAGUAGUAAAGUACGUUUCGCCUUCUUCUUCAAAGAGUUUAUACGAUAUUUUAAACUCUCGCGAGUAUUUUCAAGUUCGAUACUUGAGUUUUCGUUUCUCCCUUUCAUAUACGUAUUUUUUUUCUUUGUUAUUAUUUUAUCGUGGAUAAAAAAAAAUCAUUCGUUUAUUUCCGCUUUAUUGAAAUAUAUACGUUGGUACUUUAAGUACGAAAAAUGUUUCAUUUAUAUCUUCCAUCUUUUUUUUUUCUAAUUUAUUUUUUAUAUCGGUCUUAUUAUUAAAUGUAUGUGUGUAAAAAAACGUCUCUCUCUCUCUUUUAUCGAUACGAUAACGCAUUGAAAAAUUCUUCGAUGUUGUCUAUUUUCGAGUAUUAUUAUAAAAUUCUUGAUCUAUUAGUAAAUGUUUCGGUUUAUGUAUGUUUUAAGUUUGACUACGACGAUUUUUGUUAGCUGUUAAUUCAAACGAUUCUUAUUUAUGAAUUUCUCGAAUUUUAAAUUUGUGUUUUUGCAAGUUUUAUUUUUUGUGAUGCAUCAAUAUUUUAUUUAUUUCCUUUGUUAAUAUUUUUUUUGUUUUGCUUGUGCUGUAUAAUGCAAUAAUUAUUAAACGUAUUAUAUUAUUUUUC
Messenger RNA from Planococcus citri (citrus mealybug), 3319 nucleotides. RefSeq lists its product as uncharacterized. Bases 773 to 2686 code for a protein of 637 amino acids. The transcript has 7 exons. Gene Ontology annotation, cellular component: nucleus. Lineage: Eukaryota; Metazoa; Arthropoda; Insecta; Hemiptera; Pseudococcidae. Gene Ontology annotation, molecular function: histone H4K20 methyltransferase activity; protein binding. The record is from RefSeq and is a predicted model, not a curated record.